Messenger RNA from Xyrauchen texanus (razorback sucker), 1301 nucleotides. RefSeq names its product histone H4. The transcript has a single exon. Gene Ontology annotation, biological process: nucleosome assembly. Gene Ontology annotation, cellular component: nucleosome. NCBI's taxonomy places the organism in Eukaryota, Metazoa, Chordata, Actinopteri, Cypriniformes, Catostomidae. The coding region runs from base 36 to 347 and encodes 103 amino acids. The record is from RefSeq and is a predicted model, not a curated record. Gene Ontology annotation, molecular function: structural constituent of chromatin; protein heterodimerization activity; DNA binding.
CUUUCUUCAUUACGGUUGUUCGUCGAACUAAAGACAUGUCUGGAAGAGGUAAAGGAGGAAAAGGACUUGGGAAAGGAGGCGCUAAGCGUCACCGUAAAGUGUUGCGUGAUAACAUCCAGGGAAUCACCAAACCCGCCAUCCGUCGUCUCGCUCGCCGCGGCGGUGUCAAGCGUAUCUCCGGUCUGAUCUACGAGGAAACUCGCGGUGUGUUGAAGGUGUUUCUGGAGAACGUGAUCCGUGAUGCCGUCACCUACACCGAGCACGCCAAGAGAAAGACCGUCACUGCCAUGGACGUUGUGUACGCGCUGAAACGACAGGGACGAACUCUGUACGGCUUCGGAGGAUAAACGUCUUCAUUCUCAUCAGACAAACCCAACGGCUCUUUUAAGAGCCACACACACUCUCACACGAAGAGUCAAUGUUUCAACUGUUGAAGUAUUUUCUCUGUUACCAUACCUGUAUCCAAAGUUUGUGCUGUUACUUGUGUUAUGUUUUAGUUUGUAUUUCCUUAAGUAAAAUGUAAGGUAUUUUAAUCUAAUGUGGUUUACAAAUUUGUGGGAAAAACAAAUGCUACCAAAAUAAACAAAUGUGAUACAUUCACAUCAGCCCCGAAGGCUCUUUUAAGAGCCACUAAUUUUUCCAGUCCAUUUUUCGUCAACUGUAUUGCUCAUAGAAUAGGCCCUUUUCACGUGACGUCACGCAACUUCCGUUCUGACUCAAAGCAGUGUAUGUUUACUUCCGCCACCAUAGCGGAACGCCAAAAAUACAUCUAGAUGAUGUACAGCGACUUGCAGACACAUUUUCACUUACAACACGUUCCAAACUUGACAAAGGAUACAAAUUCUUCAUUGAGCAGUACCUGUUUGCGUAUGAAGGCAAGCAUUUUGUAUUGUCCCGCCCAAAUUACGUUAGCGGAGGAGUUAGGAUAACGAUAGUUGUUAGCUUUCUCUCCUGCAGUGAAAGUCCAUCUUCUUAAUUAAUUUACUGUAAUACAGACCUGUAAACUCUUGUUGCAAUCAUGUUUAUAGCUAGCUAUAGAUUGUGUAUUGUUAGAUAAAAGUCAGUAACGCAUUCAUGGUUUAUGUUACUUAGGUAAAGUUGGUUUUAUAUUCGCACAUUCGCGUUAAAGAACUUUUUCAAUUAAAUAGUCAAUAAAGCUAUUUUUUUCAGAUUCGAAGCAGCUACAUGAUAUUGACAACAAAGGUUGUGAACUACAACAUUUUUUACAAUCGAUCAAAAUGGGCAAGUAUAUUUUUAAGCAUGUACUUCAGAGAUGAAUAUUCAAUGUGUGUCGUAACCAA